This is a messenger RNA of Odobenus rosmarus divergens (Pacific walrus), 1690 nucleotides long. RefSeq names its product ubiquitin related modifier 1 (gene URM1). Gene Ontology annotation, molecular function: protein tag activity. The transcript has 5 exons. Lineage: Eukaryota; Metazoa; Chordata; Mammalia; Carnivora; Odobenidae. Gene Ontology annotation, cellular component: nucleus; cytoplasm. The record is from RefSeq and is a predicted model, not a curated record. Bases 8 to 313 code for a protein of 101 amino acids. Gene Ontology annotation, biological process: protein urmylation; tRNA thio-modification.
CCUCAACAUGGCAGCGCCCUUGUCAGUGGAGGUGGAGUUCGGAGGCGGCGCGGAACUCCUUUUCGACGGCGUGAAGAAACAUCAGGUCACCUUACCUGGACAGGAGGAGCCCUGGGACAUCCGGAACCUCCUUGUCUGGAUCAAGAAGAAUUUGCUAAAAGAGCGGCCAGAGUUGUUCAUCCAGGGAGACAGCGUGCGGCCAGGAAUUCUGGUGCUGGUUAACGAUGCGGACUGGGAACUGCUGGGCGAGCUGGACUACCAGCUGCAGGACCGGGACAGCAUCCUCUUCAUAUCCACGCUGCAUGGCGGCUGAGGGCCCCGCUCUGGGCCCGGGUUCCCUUGGCGUGGGGAGAAGAGCACAGUCAGACAUCCCCUGGGACCCUGCUUCCAGGUCUCCCUGUCCCCCUUGGCUGCUUUCUUCCCUGCUCUGUCCCCUGAGCUCCCUCCAGGCAGGGAAAAGAGGCCAGGUGCUAAAAAUGAGUCUUUCUCAGGCACGUGAGUUGGGGCGAGCAGGCUCAGCCCUGCCUCCCUCCCCAGCAGCUGAGGUGGGGGAGGGUGCCCCUCUGCUUUGUCACAACAGGAGGGGGCUCCCUGGCCAGGUGACCCAGCUGCCUUCCACUCCUUGUGUCUCAGUGUAAACACCGAGUGACCACUGACGAGGCGCUCCAGCUCCCGGGCUGUAGUGUCUUCGUGGGGAAGAUGAAUGGACAGGAAUAGCUGAUGGGAAACCCCUCCCUUCUCCAAGGUGGGAGGAGUCUCUGCCUCAGUUUCCCUAUCUAGACAGCAGAGGGCUCUGGCUGUCCCCCACUGAUAUCAUUAUGGAACCCCAGCUGGGGUCCCCUAUUCAGUGCUGACUCCCCCCUCCCAGCAGCUGCUCUUCCAACCACACCCUCCUCCUGCCCCCCCAUCCCCAGCCCUUGACCCUGGCUGGCCUUCCCCCCCACAGGCCACCAGAUGGGCUCCUAAGACCCUCCCCCAGCAAAAGGCUGCCUGCAGCUCAUUCUGGAGAGAGAGAAAGGAGCCGGCAAAAGCUUGGACUGGCACAUAGAGGCCUGGGAUGUCAGAGUGCCUCAGUUUCCUCCUCAACAGCAACUGAAUAUUUAUAAGUAUCUGAAAGUAGGCGUGAUCCUUGAUGGCACAAAUGUAGACUUUAUCUCCUUUCCCACCUCCUGCAGGAAGCAGGAUGGGGGCAGGCAGCACCUGGUAGGCAGGAUGGUUUGCCCCUCCUCCCUUCAUCCCUUCUGGAAGUCUUGGGGCCUCAUUGCCUGCAACAGCUGGCCUUGGGCAAAUAAAAGACUAGGUUGUUUACUAGCUUUGCCUGGAGCUUCAUCCUUAGAAACCAGUGGCACUCCACAUCCCCCCAGCCAUGGUCCCUGGUCCAACCUCUCUGCCCUUAGCCUAGGACUUUCAGAGCUGCCCUUCACCCAAAGAGAGGGCAGGGGUUCAAACCCAGACUACACAGACUGUCUGGGAGAGAGUGGUCUGAUAGGGCCAUCUGGAGAAGGGGAUGGCAGAGCCUGUCUGUGCUGACCAGUCUGGGUCCCAGGACACUUCUCUACUUGUCCAAGGCCAGGCUUUGUCCCACCAGCUGCAGCCCCAGAAACCAGAAUGGGGUGUCAUAUCAAACUGCUGAACCUCCCUUCCCAUGACCUGGAGAAGAAGCUUCGCUGGGGGAAAACCUCAAAAAAAA